AUGCAGGCAGUCUGUCAUAUAUCCCAGGCUUCCAACAUUAGUGUGGCACAGGAGGGAAGUCGAUUUGACUUGAAAGAGGAUACAGUCGAAAGCCUUCUGUCUACUGCCUGCUUAUUACAACUGUCUGAAGUUGUAGAAGCUUGCUGCAGCUUUCUUAUGAAACAAUUGCAUCCUUCAAAUUGCAUUGGAAUUCGCCAAUUUGCUGACGCUCAGGGAUGUGCUGAUCUUUAUAAGGCUGCUAAUAAUUAUGUCAUGGAGAAUUUUGUAGAAGUAAUGGAAAAUCAGGAGUUUCUGAUUCUGUCUCAUGAUGAAGUUGCUAAACUGCUGUCAAGUGAUGACCUCAAUGUUCCCAGUGAAGAAGUAAUAUUUCAAGCACUAAAAGCCUGGGCAAGGCAUGACCUUGCCAAUCGGAAAAAGUACCUUUCCAAGUUACUUGCUCACAUCAAGUUACCUCUGAUGGCACCUCAGUUCAUAGCCGACCAUGUUCGAUCAGAUCCCAUCUUUUGGGAUGAUAAAGAAUGCCAGGACCUCAUUAUGGAGGCACUAAUGUACCAUGUAUUGCCAGAACGCCGUUCCUCAUUCCAGAGUCCACGGACCAAACCACGCAAGUCUACAGUAGGAGUUCUCUACGCGGUGGGGGCCAUGGACAACACUAAAGGUGCAACGACAAUUGAAAAAUAUGAUCUCCGAACAAACACAUGGACUCAAGUUGCCAACAUGAAUGGACGACGACUGCAAUUUGGAGUUGCAGUUCUUGAAGGUCGUCUUUAUGUUGUUGGUGGCAGAGAUGGCUUGAAGACACUCAACACAGUUGAGUGCUAUGACCCUAAACGUAAGACCUGGAGUUCAAUGCCUCCAAUGUCAACACACAGGCAUGGAUUAGGUGUUGGAGUACUUGAAGGUCCAAUGUACGCAGUUGGAGGGCAUGAUGGUUGGUCAUAUUUAAAUACUGUGGAGAGAUGGGACCCUCAAGCCAGACAGUGGAGCUAUGUGGCCCCUAUGUCCACCCCACGAAGCACCGUGGGCGUGGCAGUACUUGGUGGAAAGCUGUAUGCUGUUGGUGGUAGAGAUGGCAGCUCUUGCCUGAAGUCAGUAGAAUGCUUUGACCCUCACACAAACAAAUGGACUGCAUGUACAGCCAUGUCCAAGCGGAGGGGAGGGGUUGGUGUUAGUACAUGCAAUGGCUUUUUGUAUGCAGUUGGUGGCCAUGAGGCCCCGGCAUCUAAUCCAACUUGCUGUCGGUUUGACUGCGCUGAAAGGUACGACCCUAAAACUGAUCAAUGGACAAUGAUAGCACCCAUGUGCACACCACGUGACGCUGUUGGUGUUUGCCUACUUGGUGAUCGCCUCUAUGCAGUCGGAGGCUAUGAUGGUCAACAAUAUUUGCAUGAUGUUGAAUGUUAUGAUCCAGUGACCAAUGAAUGGACAAAGGUUGCAUCCUUAUGCACCGGCAGGGCUGGUGCAUGCGUGGUGCAUGUCAGCAGCACUAGCUGA
Molecule: messenger RNA, 1494 nt
Organism: Acanthosepion pharaonis
Lineage: Eukaryota; Metazoa; Mollusca; Cephalopoda; Sepiida; Sepiidae
Source: the annotation of a GenBank genome assembly